Messenger RNA from Cyclocybe aegerita, 933 nucleotides. The record is from the annotation of a GenBank genome assembly. NCBI's taxonomy places the organism in Eukaryota, Fungi, Basidiomycota, Agaricomycetes, Agaricales, Hemipholiotaceae.
AUGAUGGGACUGAGUAUCCAAAAGGACAUCAACAAAAAAUUCGAACUUUCUGGCGACGACUGUGUUGAUUGCAUGACUUGGCGUUGCCAGUAUUCCCCGCCAGUUGACGAGCAUACCAACGUCGCCAUGGUCGAAGAAUUGCUAAUCUUGUAUAGAGAUGAUGCACCUUCGAAAGUUGGUGCGAAAGCUACCUCGAUAAUGCAAACAAAUGCAGACCUGAAGGAAAAGGUCGCUCAAUAUACAUUGAACUUUGGAGCUUUACAAGCCCGCUUGGAUGAGGAGAAGAAGCAGCGCGAUGAAGAGAGGAAGCAGCGCGAAAAGGAUAUGAAGGGUCUCAAAGCCGAGGUGGCGGUUCUCCAGACGAAAGUUUCCGAGGCAGCGACAGACAGGAAGGAGCUCGCGGCAAGGUCGGCUAAGCUGGAAGCGGCGGUCGUGAGAGAUAGGGAUGAGUACGAUGCGAAGCUGAUAGACAAGGAGGUCAAGAUCGAGAAACUUGAGGGGGCGGUUGCCAGCCUCGAGGCAGAACAAGCUCGUUCUCAACAAGAACGCGCUCACGAUGUUGACGCAAUUCGAUUGCUGACUAUUGCUCUUUCACCUCUUUAUCUACGAGUCCUCCUGGACAAUGCCAGGGACCGAACCCUCCCUCUCAUUCAAGAGCCGUCCUGGGCUGAAGCGGUCGAAGGCCGCACCCCGGAGCAGCUUCGUCAGUAUGUUUCCACUAGGUUUAGGUCUUCGGGCAUUGCUAUCCCCCAGGACUGUGUACACCUGCUCUGCGGGUGGAAUCGUGUCAGGGAUCGGGGCAAUAUUGCUGCUCACUCUGCCACCGAGGAAGAGAUUCAGGACGCCAUCCUACGAGAACCAGAGGCCGACCAACCAAAGCUCGAAUGGCUGUUCACAUUUUCAUUUGGCCAUCCGCCUUCCAGAGAGUUGUAG